AUGACGACUUACAUACCUUCUUUGACGCUGCCAGCGUUCAUCUUUGAGCAGCCAGCGGCCUCUAUCUUGUUGCCGGUUGCUGUCGGAUCGGCGAUCGGCUACUCAAUCAGCCCAAAGAAAACUCAAGCCAGCUACAAUGCGAUGCGUCAGCCACCAUUUCACCCGCCGGGAUGGGUAUUUGGGCCCGCCUGGACUUUUCUGUAUGGAGCAAUGGGCUACGGCGCAUACCGCGCGUGGACUGUCGGAAUGGCCAGCUUCGAUCCGGAUAAGAUUGCACUUACGAGGCACGCUGCCACAGUCUAUACCAUACAGCUCCUCCUCAACUGGGCAUGGACUCCACUGUGGUUCAAAUGGAAGAAGCCUAUCCUUGCCUCGAUUGACAUUGUCGCCUUGACGGGCUUGACUGCCUACUUGACGAGUGUAUGGGCAAAGAUCGAUGAACGUGCUGCUUGGACCCUCGCCCCUUACCUUGCAUGGCUCACUUUCGCCAACUACCUAUGUCAUGGUGCUGGCUAUUUGAACGGUUGGGAUUUUUCGGAUCAGAAGGUCAAACCAGCAUAG
Ramularia collo-cygni is the source of this 561-nucleotide messenger RNA. RefSeq names its product related to benzodiazepine receptor, peripheral-type. Gene Ontology annotation, cellular component: mitochondrial outer membrane. The coding region runs from base 1 to 561 and encodes 186 amino acids. NCBI's taxonomy places the organism in Eukaryota, Fungi, Ascomycota, Dothideomycetes, Mycosphaerellales, Mycosphaerellaceae. The transcript is spliced from 2 exons. The record is from RefSeq and is a predicted model, not a curated record.